AAGGAUUUGAGGUAACACGCCCUCUUCCGGCCAACUCAUCUGAACUCUGCUGUCAGUUCAAAUGUGUCACUUUUUACCAGACUGUGAAAUAAUACAUCGCUACUUUGAAGUAGACAGAAGAUAGGGAAACGGUCAAAAUGGUGUUGCUGACGAUAAUUGCUCGAGUCGCCGACGGGUUGCCACUUGCUGCAUCUAUGCAAGAAGAUGACCAGUCUGGACGAGACCUACAGAAGUAUCAGAGUCAAGCCAAGCAGCUUUGUCGAAAACUGAAUGAACAGAGUCCUGCACGAUGUACUUUAGAGGCAGGUACCAUGUGCUUUCACUAUGCCAUUGAGAAAGGAGUGUGUUACUUGGUCUUAUGUGAAGCAGGAUUCCCAAAGAAACUGGCAUUUGCCUAUCUAGAGGAUCUUGUGGGAGAAUUCAAUGAGCAGUAUGGGAUAAAGGUCUCAUCAGUAUCACGGCCAUACUCUUUUAUUGAAUUUGACACAUACAUACAGAAGGCCAAAAAAUCUUACGUUGACAGCAGAGCACGAAGAAAUUUAGGCAACAUCAAUACAGAGUUGCAAGACGUCCAAAGAAUUAUGGUUGCCAAUAUAGAAGAGGUUCUCCAGCGUGGUGAAGCCUUGUCUGCUUUGGAUUCCAAAGCUGCUAACCUGUCCAGUCUGUCGAAGAAAUACCGCAGCGAUGCCAAAUAUCUCAACACACGGUCCACCUAUGCUAAAGUAGCCGCCGGUUCUGUCAUUUUCAUUACACUCCUUGUCUAUGUACGAUUCUGGUGGCUGUGAAUGUAAAUGAUAAAUUAAAGCAAAACUCUCAGGGGUUCAGUCCAAAAAAUUUUUGGACACCAAAUAGUUCACCAUGGCCUUAAGGUUAUUUCUGAGAGACUUUACAGCCUCUAUGAAAAGUGUUUUGUCAAGUUCACAAUGCUAUCGUCUUUUCAGUUUUAUUGUAACUAUUUAUAACUGUUAGUUAUAGGUAGUGAUAAAUGUACGUUUGUGAGAAAUUUUUCUGUAUGUUCGUAACAGAGGUCUUACUGAGCCAUGCAAAGUGUUUGUGAUGUCCAUACAAAAUCAUGUGCUUGUGAUUUAUUUGUAAAUUGUAAGGAAUGUAAUACAUAGAGUACAAAAUCAUUGCAAAGGUUUAUUGUUUACAAGUUAAACAUACUUGAUGCAAUACAAAAAAACAAAACACUUUAAUGCACUCACACUCAUGUUCACAAAGAUGAGCAUUUAUGUCUGCAAAGGAUUUUUAAAAAUUUAGAAUAAAAUAAAACAAAAGCUGCUCUUGUGUUGGUCAUCUCGUCUGCUGUAAAGCCAAUUCCUUAUAAUUGGAAGCAGGAUA
Messenger RNA from Paramisgurnus dabryanus, 1341 nucleotides. RefSeq names its product SEC22 homolog B, vesicle trafficking protein a (gene sec22ba). Gene Ontology annotation, biological process: endoplasmic reticulum to Golgi vesicle-mediated transport; retrograde vesicle-mediated transport, Golgi to endoplasmic reticulum. Lineage: Eukaryota; Metazoa; Chordata; Actinopteri; Cypriniformes; Cobitidae. The record is from RefSeq and is a predicted model, not a curated record. Gene Ontology annotation, molecular function: SNAP receptor activity.